ACGAGUCGGAGGACCUUAACGAAGAUGGCGAGACGUUGCUGGAUCGACCGGAGAUAUGUUCCGAUCAUCGCGAUCGCGAUGCUUUUGGUUCGCUGUUCAAGUGGUAGCUGGAUGUGGCUGGGAAUGCUACCGGCCAGACUUCCAGAGAAGCUGGGCUGCUCACAAAUUCCCGGACUGCCGAGCCGGCAAAUAGAAGUUUGCAAGCAGAAGCCUGACAUCCUGGGCAGCAUUCAGCGGGGAGCGCGUACGGCCAUCCAGGAGUGCCAGAGUCAGUUCAAGCACGAACGGUGGAACUGCUCAACGACUAGUGACUACUCGGUGUUUGGACAAGAACUAACUCGCGGCUCGCGAGAGACGGCGUUCAUCUACGCGGUGGCGAGCGCCGGCCUCGUCUACUCGAUCACGCGUGGCUGCAGCGCGGGCGAAGUCUCGGGCUGUUCGUGCGACGCCUCCCUGAAGGGCGGCUCGCAGAGCGAGGGCUGGCAGUGGGGCGGCUGCUCGGACGACAUCCGCUACGGACUCACCUUCGGCCGCAAGUUCGUGGACGCUGCCGAGAGCGCCGCCGGCGGACACAACGCGCUGAUGAACUUGCACAACGUGGAGGCGGGCCGGCAGGCGGCCUCCAUGCUGAUGACGACGCACUGCCGCUGCCACGGCGUGUCGGGUUCGUGCGCCGUCAAGACGUGCUGGCGGGGCAUGGCGAGCUUCGACAAGGUGGGCAAGCUGCUCAAGGACAAGUACGAGGAGAGCGCGCACGUGGUGGAGAAGUCGCAGGGCAAGCUGCGUCGGCGGGGCAACCUCCACGGGGGCAAGCACGCCGCUCACAAGGACGAGCUCGUGCACGUGGCCGACUCGCCCGACUAUUGCGUGCGCAACGGCGCGGUGGGCACGGCGGGCACCAAGGGGCGCGAGUGCGAUAAGUUCUCGGACGGGCCCGAGGGCUGCGGCUCGCUGUGCUGCGGCCGGGGCUACAACACGCACGUGGUGCGACACGCCGAGCGAUGCGAGUGCAAGUUCAUGUGGUGCUGCUACGUGAGGUGCCGGGUGUGCGAGACGCUGGCGGACGUUCAGACGUGCAAGUGAAGGAGAGUUCGCGUGGCUCCCCCCCCCCCCACCCCAUCCCGCCUCGCCCUGCCCGCCACAACCUCACCACCCCGCACACCCCC
Molecule: messenger RNA, 1166 nt
Organism: Lethenteron reissneri (Far Eastern brook lamprey)
Lineage: Eukaryota; Metazoa; Chordata; Hyperoartia; Petromyzontiformes; Petromyzontidae
Gene: WNT16
Product: Wnt family member 16
Biological process (GO): multicellular organism development; neuron differentiation; canonical Wnt signaling pathway
Cellular component (GO): extracellular region
Molecular function (GO): cytokine activity; frizzled binding
Source: RefSeq, a predicted model, not a curated record